GAGCUCUUCCAGAAGUUUUCGCAAACUUCGCGGUACAACGCCAGAACAAUUAUGGGUUUGCAGCCGUUGCGUGCGACCAAACGAUCGAACAGACAGCUAACAGAGAUUCUAAAACCAAGGGUGGUUUGAUAGGCUUUACAAUGAAUCGCGCAUCAGUGCAUAGAUGGCUCCUCUCGCAAUCUGAAAGGGCUAGGAUCACAGGCCAGUGCAAAUAUAUGGCUGGAAUUAACUGCAAACCACGGUAAGUUUGUAUUCAAUUAAGUUUGUGACCGAAAGCUGAAAUUUAAUAGAAAUCUUUCACACCAACUAUGCAAAUAUUUGAUCAGAAAUGUCAAUGACAAUAAUAAUUGUAUUUCUUUAGAAACAAAAAAGAUCUGGAUGCAACAAAAUGCCAGAAUUAUGAAAAUUCUGUGUGCGGUGUCCUAGCAACAAUUACAAGCAUGAUCAAUCCAUUUAACUCCGAUCAAGAUGGGCUCGUCAAUAUAACAAGUGGCGUUGAACUACCAAAGGAUUCAGCUAAAAGUCUUCUUGACGCAGAAAAGUUGGGUGAGGGUCAAUUCACUGCAUUUUGCGAAGACAACCUUUUAAGCAAGAAACCUGAUAUAUUUACCCCGAUCAAGAGAAACAAAAUAAGGACAUUUUCAAGCAAGACCAAAACAAUGACAGACAAGAAGGGCCAAACAAUAGCUGUCAAAUCAACCAGAAAUCUCUUUGCGCGACUGUUGGUUAUCUCCAAAACACACGAAAUCGACUUGAAGGGACUUCUUUCCUUUAGCUUAAGUGAAUUCCCACUAUCCAUUGCCACUGUUUCCGGAGAUCUUGUGAAAACCACUAAGUCGAAGAUGUUCGAAGUAUUGGAGAAGACCGCAAGUAGCCCAGUAGUAGAUGUAGAGAGCCUUCAAAAUGGAACUGCAUUAAUCGUAGAUGGUAUGGCCGUAGUACAGGCCAUGAAGGGAAAGUGGAGAACAUUUGGAGAAUUUGCUGAUUCAGUGUUUUCCUAUCUGUUGAAUCUUGUAAAGCAAUGGAAGGCUGUACGACUCGAUUUUGUUGCAGACAGGUACCCCUCAUUAAGUAUCAAGAACGCAGAAAGAGCAAAAAGAGCAGCUCAAGGUGUACAGAGAGUUCACAUCUACAAUAAAGACCAGAAUAUCCCAAAACAGUGGAAAAAAUACUUGAGCUGUGGAGACAACAAGGAGUCAUUGGCUGUGUUUUUGUGUGGUCAUUGGAGUACGUACCACUCGGCCCAAAUGAAGAGUUUAGAGUCGUUCUACGUCACCUCAGCAGAUAAGUGUUAUUUACUUUCCCAUGGCUUAUCCCCAAGCGAUACAGUUCAAAGGAUAGAAGUUGCAGAGCUAAGAUGUGAUCACGAGGAAGCCGAUACGCGAUUACUGCUUCACUCAAGACAUGCAGCCGAAGCACAUGCUGAGAUAAUAAUCAAAUCACCCGAUACAGAUGUGUUUUUACUGUGUACAGCCAUGCAGAAAACAAUUGGCACGAAACUGUAUCUGAUGACUGGAAAUGGGAACAAAUUCCGUGUUAUAGAUGUUGCUGCCGUCUCAGACUCACUUGGAGAGGAAUUGUGCGCAUCCCUGCCAGGAUUCCAUGCCUUCUCAGGUAUUUUUCUUUAUUGAUUUGAAUAUUUUAAGAUAACUUUAAAAAAUAUUUAUUUAUUUUUUUCUUUGUAGGAUGUGAUACAACAAGUGCGUUUCUUGGUAAAGGGAAGUUAAAACCGUGGAAGGUCCUCAUGCAACAUCCAGAAUUCUGUGCAAUAUUCUCCAGGCUUGGCAAUCUGCCCAUCCAUGAUGACCUGGUAGACCUCCUGAACGAGUUUAUAUGUUUACUGUAUGGCGAUGACUGCUCACGAAGUGUUGACGAGUGCAGAUAUAAUCUUUUUAAAGCAGGAAAGUGUUCUGAUGAUGCGCUACCACCAAAUAGUGACUGUCUGUUUCAUCAUAUUGCUAGAUCCAACUUCCAAGCUGCUUCGUGGAAUCGUUGUUUAUCUCCAAUGUUACAGCUUCCAUCUGCUGUGGGUAAUGGGUGGCAAUUGGAAUCAGAUGGGCAAUUACAUAUAUUGUGGAUGACCUGUCCAUCAGCUCCGGAGUCCCUUCUAGAAUUUGUGCAGUGCAAAUGUAAAACCGGAUGUAAGACCCAAAGAUGCUCUUGCUUGAAAUCUGGAUUGAAGUGUACUGAAGUGUGUUCCUGCUCAGAGUGCCAAAACAAUCCACAAAUAAUGGAUGGAGAAGAUGAAUCUGAUUCUUCUGAUAAUGACGAUGAAAAUGAUUAUGACUGGGACGAUGAUGACAAUAUGUUUGAUGAUUUAUCAGAAUGA
Messenger RNA from Paramuricea clavata, 2329 nucleotides. Lineage: Eukaryota; Metazoa; Cnidaria; Anthozoa; Malacalcyonacea; Plexauridae. The record is from the annotation of a GenBank genome assembly.